This is a messenger RNA of Phytophthora sojae, 1215 nucleotides long. RefSeq lists its product as hypothetical. Gene Ontology annotation, cellular component: BLOC-1 complex. NCBI's taxonomy places the organism in Eukaryota, Oomycota, Peronosporomycetes, Peronosporales, Peronosporaceae. The transcript has 2 exons. The record is from RefSeq and is a predicted model, not a curated record. The coding region runs from base 1 to 1215 and encodes 404 amino acids.
AUGGCGACGUGGCCCGGAGAUUCCGCGCAGCAGACCACACAAGCUCGCACCAUCGAGACGCUGGAUGGGUACGUGAGUCGGGGCCGAGAUCCGCCCAGCUCCGUGCCUCGAGACCACGCGAUACUGCAGAGCUUCGCGGCGUAUCUGGAGCUGCGCCUCAAGUCGCAGAACUUGUCCAUCCUGCGGCGCAUCUUCGCAGACUUCCUCAACGAGCAGGAAAACACGCUGGUGCCCAUGAUGCAGCAAGGCUGCACCAUUGUGACCAUCUUCCCGGUGCUACGAACUAGCGCCCCGAGACUGCGGAAGGCCAAGUACUUGCUGUCCAAACCCAAGUCUCCCCUCGACCCGCGCGGAUGCGUCUUCCUCUACCUGCAGUACCGCACGGUCACGAGGAACAUGGCGCUGCUUAAGCACACGUUCCUCGAGUUCCUGUGCCACAAGGAGGCGGCGCUGCUCGAGUUCGUGGAGAGGGGGAACCAGGUGAUCAGCAUCAUUCCCUUUGAGCUGCCGCGCGUGGUGCCGACAACUCGCAAACCGGCGAUGACCGAGGCCGCGUGCCGCAGCCAAGUGGAGCUGAAGCUCAAGAUGGAUGCAUUCGAGGAGCAGAUUCCGUGGGAAGUCGUUUACGGCAGCUUGUCGCCGCCGUUCGAUAAGGAGAAGUACCCGGAGCUUGCGAGGAAGUUCCAUCUCUUCUGGCACCGACACUCGCGCGCUGUGUGGGAGCGCGACUUCUGGCCGCCAAUGUCCCGCAAGACGAACGCCUUCGCCUUCAACAAGCGCAACAACCGCCAGAUCGCGGCCAAGAACGCGUUUGAGGCCGUCAUUGUAGCCGCGUACGAGCAGAUCGGAGCCGCCUUUUUUGUCAAGCUGGACACGCAGAAGCCUCUCCACCCUGGCUGGUGGUAUCGCAGUCCCGUCGUGGCGCUGUUUGCUUUCCAGGAGACUCAGGGCGAGGACGCCGUCUGGGACUACGUCAAGAGCGAGGCGCUCGAGCGCUUCCCGAACUGCGAUCUGCUGUCUCCGCUCAGCGCAGGAAAGAGCUGCCACAAGGGCGAGAGCGACUCCAUGUGGAUGGCCAACCACCCGCUCGCACCAGCAAUCCUGCGCGAAAUCGCUGCGCUCAAGGCCGAGCAACGAGCGAGUGAAGCUCGCGAUGAACACGGAGAGACCCACGACCCCCACGUCGUGGAUAUGAUGGACGCGCUGGGCUUCUGA